GAGUAAGUGCGCAGGGGGACGCUGGGCACCGAGCUGGCAGACAGGACGGGUCGCUUGGCGAGGCGGGUCUGUUGAGUGCUACCCGUGUCUAUCUGUACUGCCGGACGAUGAAGACAGCUGCUGCACUGGCUGUGUGCCUCUGGGGGGCGCUGUCUCUGUGUGUCAGUGCUCAGAGCUCCACAUGGAGCCUCAUGCAAGAGGCGGCAGUGAGCUGGACAGGUGACCUGCCAUGCGCUGGGUGGGACUGCAAGUGUGCGUUCUCUCGCCAGCGGGGCUGCUGUUGUGUUGCCAGCCGCUACAACGCCCUGGAGGAGUCCCUCUUCACGAAGUUUGGGGACUUGUUCACAGCCCUGGGAAAGCUGAAGGCUGACAUUAACGAGGUCACAGGAGACGUGAAGGUGGCGUUCACUGCAGCGAUGGAUUCCUCAGCUGGCUGUUACGGUCCCUUCACCAGCAGCAUGCCCAUCCCCUACAACACUGUCCUGAUCAACCAGGGGCAAGGGUACAAUCCUGCACUGGGAGCCUUCACCGCGCCCCGGACCGGCCUGUACUCCUUCUCCUUCUCGGCCUACUCCAACGUGGGCGCAGCCGGUAACCGGCUCUACCACCAGGUCAGCCUGAUCCGGAACAGCGACGUGGUGGCCUCAGUGUGGGAGGACAACCGCGAGGACUCGGAGGACAGCGGCUCCCAGACCGUGCUGCUGCCACUGGCCGCUGGGGACCAGGUCUACAUCCGCCUGCUGUCCGGCAGACAGCUGUGUGGGGACACCAACCAGCACAACACCUUCUCUGGCUUCCUGGUGUACCCCACCCUGCAGAACUGACACUGAGACAUGCUGACACACGCUGAGACAUGCCGACACACCCGACACAUGCUGAGACACGCUGACGCACACUGCAACACACUGACGCACACUACAACAUGCUGACUCACACUAAGACACACCGACACACUGACACAACAUGUUCUCUGGCUACCUGGAGUGCCCCACCCUGCAGAACUGACACGAGACACACUGAGACACGCUGAAACCCGCUGAGACACGCUGAGACACACCGA
Molecule: messenger RNA, 1060 nt
Organism: Lepisosteus oculatus (spotted gar)
Lineage: Eukaryota; Metazoa; Chordata; Actinopteri; Semionotiformes; Lepisosteidae
Gene: cbln18
Product: cerebellin 18
Molecular function (GO): protein binding
Source: RefSeq, a predicted model, not a curated record